GCUCGACCAGCCGAAUGAAAGCACCCUCUACCGGCGUGAAGAAUGAAUCAUGGGACAGCGUUACUGUGGAAACGACGCUGCAGAUUGCUGAUGUAACGUUGGAGCACAGCUACCACGAUGAUGGUGCAGCAGGGGUCCACACAGCUCCUCUGCCUCACAGCCAGCAGCGGGGUGCCUCUCUUCACCAGAGGAGCCUCCAAGCAGCUGCCCUUCUCUGUCAUCGGCUCCCUGAAUGGUGUCCACAUGUUCGGUGGUGGCCAGGGAGUCGUGUUGUCCUGCUGCGAGACCCAAGGUGGGGGUAAGGUGGUGUGGAGAGUCUUCCAGGACAGUGUGAUGCUCAUCGCUGUGAGUGGAGGUGGAGGUGGAGGAGGAGGUGCAUUCAGCAGGAAAGAGAUGGAGAAGGAGGAGGAGGAGGAGGUCAGUUUACAACGCCUCCUGGAGAAUGUGUGGAGCUGCAUGGUGCUGGUGUUGGGCCAGGAUGAGCUGACAAAUAUCAGGAACGUGGAGAGGCUGAAGAGGGACUUGCGGUCUUGCUUCACCCUCAUUGAUCAGCUGUUGGAGGAGAGGCAAGAAGGCAUCCUGGGUAAUCUGACACACUGCGCUGAUUCGCUGCUGCCUCCGAACCCCACUCUCCUUCAAGUCGCCGUGGAUGGCUUUGCUCAGGCUGCAGACAGUGAAUUUGGAUGCCUCGUCGUCCACGGGCGGGUGGCAGCAGCGACGGAGAAGUGGUGGCGCCUUGCACCGCAGGAAGUGGUGCUGCUCUCUGCUCUGAUGCGGUCCCUCUCGGCCUCCGGCUCAGCCUCUUGUGAUUACCCAAUUUUCCUUCCUAAGGGCAGCCCCACCGUGGCCCACCGCCUGCUCCGCUUCCAGCUGCUCCCCGGGGCAGAUGUGUGCGUGCUGUGCGGCCCAACACCUUCCCUGCACCGAGCCGAGAGCGGGCUGGUGGGUCGUUUCUGGACACCUCUGGUGGAGACCCUGAGAGACUGCCUGGCUAUUGGAGAGCGCUGCUUACCAGGAUCUGUGUCCCUGCGUCCUGAUGUGCUGGCUCUUCUUCUCAUCAACCGCGAAACACGGCGCUCAGUCUCCCUUGUGCGGACUUCCACGAAUCAACCGCUCAGUGACCCUCCUUUACCCUCCAAGGCCCGCUGCUGGGAGCUGCUGAAGCUCUUCUACAUCUUCAGCACGACACGCUACUUCACCCAGGAGGAGACUCUGUCGGUCUCCCCAGAAGAGAGGGCUCAGAGAGGCUACAAUGAAGACUUUGUCCUUGGAUUCACCCAUCAGCCGAUACAGUGCUAUCUGGUUACAGAGGAGUGCAAAUGCUUUGGACUUCAGACACCGCAGCACCAGCUCUUCCUGCUCAUGCCACUGUCGGUGUCCACCUUUGCACUGCGUACUGUUGCCACACAGACCCUCUCUGAUAUAGUUGCAGCCACUGGGUUUUAAUUGAACCAUUUGCUUUGUUACAACAUCCUUAUUUUCAUUUAACCCAUCUUUGACUGAAUAAUAGAUGAACUUAGAGGUGAAUUGCUAUUAAUUCAAAUGUUAAUUACCGGCUGCUAUUUAGAUUUUUCAAUUUUCUUUAAACAAUUACAUGUUUUCUAACAGAUCUAGAGGCAUAAAAAUCAGCUUCAAUCUGUCCAGCUUUUGUACAGAACAUGAUUAACAGACCACUGGUAAGAGAGGCACAAUAGAAAAGGAUAUCACUGUUAAUGUUCUCACCAGGAUCUUCACUAACUAGUGCUCAGGAAUGAUGAAAAUAUUUGAAAAUGGCUUGACAAAGUGAGCUGCUUGGUUUUUCAUUCAGGAGAUACAAUUGUCUAACUCCACUGGCUUCAAGGCUGCUCCUGUCACAGUAAUGGAAGCUGGCUAGACUCAGUGAAUACUAACAUCACCACUACGAUUGCACUGUAUUUCUAAAUGUAUGACAGAAUCAUGUGAACAUGUUACACUGGGAUAAAUAAGUGCCUGCUGUUUGUUGUGUAGACUCUUUGCAUAAUUUGGCUUCAAAUAUAAAGAAAUGAGUUAUUUGUCUGAACUAUUUUUAAUCCUAAAUAUUGAUGGUUACUUUCUGUGGGUCUUGUGGUCUUGAGUGAUCGAAACUCACUUUUCCCUCCUCUAAUGUGAUAAUAAUUAAUGUUUGGCCUUUAUUGGUUGAAAGCUUCAUGGCAAAAUCUGAUGACAGUGCUGGUGCAAAUAAGGCAUUUAAACCACUUGCCAAAAAAUGUAAAAGACAAUCAAACAGGCAGUUCAGUAGUUCUAAUAUUAGUUUUUGACUAACUGCUUACCAAUGACA
Anoplopoma fimbria (sablefish) is the source of this 2296-nucleotide messenger RNA. It is a transcript of the gene fuz, whose product is annotated as fuzzy planar cell polarity protein. Gene Ontology annotation, biological process: non-motile cilium assembly; vesicle-mediated transport. Lineage: Eukaryota; Metazoa; Chordata; Actinopteri; Perciformes; Anoplopomatidae. The coding region runs from base 118 to 1446 and encodes 442 amino acids. The transcript is spliced from 2 exons. The record is from RefSeq and is a predicted model, not a curated record.